Messenger RNA from Neohortaea acidophila, 1154 nucleotides. RefSeq lists its product as uncharacterized. The transcript has 2 exons. Gene Ontology annotation, cellular component: nucleus; proteasome regulatory particle, base subcomplex; cytosol. The record is from RefSeq and is a predicted model, not a curated record. Gene Ontology annotation, biological process: proteasome-mediated ubiquitin-dependent protein catabolic process. Bases 135 to 1055 code for a protein of 306 amino acids. Gene Ontology annotation, molecular function: polyubiquitin modification-dependent protein binding. NCBI's taxonomy places the organism in Eukaryota, Fungi, Ascomycota, Dothideomycetes, Mycosphaerellales, Teratosphaeriaceae.
AACACUCUUCAUCUCUUUCUCAUCCUGCAUCUCCCUUUCUCUCCGUCGAUUCCUCCAUCGCAACCGAACUCUCCACCUCUUCAACGACCCCAGGCCUACUUCACGAGCGAGCACCAGCCGCUAACACCGCCAAAAUGGUGCUCGAAGCGACGAUGAUUGUCGUCGACAACUCCGAAUCCUCCCGCAACGGCGAUUACAUCCCCUCACGCUGGGAUGCGCAAACCGACCUGGCCAAUCUCAUCUUCCACAGCAAAACGCAAUCCAACCCCGAAUCCUCCGUCGGCCUCAUGUCCAUGGGCGGCAGCGGGCCCGAAGUCCUUACAACCCUCACCACCAACCCCGGCAAAAUCCUCGACGGCCUGCACCGCACCAAGAUACGUGGCGAGAGCCACCUCUACACCGGCAUCAUGAUCGCCAGCCUGGCGCUCAAACACCGGCAGAACAAGUCGCAGCGGCAGCGCAUUAUCGUGCUCACGUGCAGUCCGAUUACCGAGGAGAAGGGCAAGUUGGAGAAGCUGGCGAAGCGGAUGAAGAAGAACAAUACCAGCGUCGACAUUGUAGCGUUUGGCGAUUUGGGGGAUGAGAAUGUGGAGAAGCUGAGGGCUUUCAAUGAGGCGGUGACGGGUGGCGAUGGCUCGCAUCUGGAGAUUGUCUAUCCUUCAUCCAAUCUGUUGAGUGAUACAAUCGUUGCCUCGCCGAUCUUGGCCGGCGAAGGUGGUAUGGGCGCUGCGGCUGCGGCUGGUGCUGGUCAGAAUGGCGAUCUUGGCGGUGGUGCUGGAGGUGGGAACGACUUCGAUUUCGUCGACCCCAACCUCGAUCCGGAGUUGGCGCUUGUGUUGAGAAUGAGUAUGGAGGAGGAGAGGGAGCGACAGGCGAGAGAGCAGAGAGCAAGGGACGAAGCGGAGGGACGGACGGCUUUGGAGAGUGUGCCUGAGGAAGGUGGUGGCGAGACGCAGCCUCUCCUAGACGGGCAAGAAGGUGGAAGUAGCGAGACAAAGAAGGAGAGAGAUGGUGAUGACAAGAAAGAAGGUGGUGACCAGAUGGAUACAGCGUGAUCUUCGAAGUCACCUAUUCUGGACAGCAUGAUCCAUUCAUCCCCUGCUAAGUAGCACUCCGGUCUUGAUGCAUAGCCUCGGCGCUGAUUCACACCCACA